Molecule: messenger RNA, 1718 nt
Organism: Physcomitrium patens
Lineage: Eukaryota; Viridiplantae; Streptophyta; Bryopsida; Funariales; Funariaceae
Product: gibberellin 2-beta-dioxygenase 8
Source: RefSeq, a predicted model, not a curated record
AAAUAGUGAUCGUUGUGUUUUAUUUUACUCGUCAAGUGUGCUUUUAGAGUGGAGAGGAACUGCCAAGGACAGUCGUUGUGGUUGAUUGAUUGAGUUCUCAAGGGCUGGAAUUGUGUUAUAUCUUCUUUUUUUAUACUCUCAGGGAAACUAGAUUGUGGUCUGAUUGCUCGACUGGUGAUGAAACUUGUGAAUUAGUUAGUGCUUGAGGAUUUUCGAUGGGGGUAUCGGAGAUGAACCGAACUGAGGACUGCGUUGACGCCGACAUAGUGAUGAAAGAGCCCGAAGUUGAGACGGCCACAAUUCCUACCUACACAAUGCAAGCUCUGUGGGACAAGAAGCUGUCGCUGAAGGAUUUUGAGGUUUCCGGAGAGGAUAAGCCCACAUUGCCUUACGAUGUCUUUGAGCAGGACGAAGUGCUUCCUAUCAUUGACUUACAAGCGCUGCUUGGAAACGAUAAGGAUGCCCGGUAUGUGAACCUUGCACGGAUGCUGGAAGCUGCCAAAACGUGGGGGUUCUUUAAGAUUCGCAACCACGGCGUUGCUUUGGAAACGGUAAAGAAAGUGGAGCAGAAUGUGAAGAAGUUCUUUGCGCUGCCCAUGGAGAAGAAACUGCAAGUGAAAGCGGUAAACUUCGUAUUCGGAUACAUAGGUGGAUCUCCUGUCAGCUGGAAGAACAAAUGGUGGCUAGAAAGUCUUCACAUGAAAGUACAAGAGGAGGCAAUCCGGAAGAUGGUGGCACUCGUAUGGAGUGAUAACCCAAAGUUCGCAGACGAGUUCAUGUCGGCUUUGACGCGCUACUACAGCUCAAUGCGAGAGCUCUCUCGGCUGAUUGUGGAGUGUUUGACGGAGGGCCUCGGUCUUCCCCCCAACACCUACACCAAACUUGAAACACCAGACGCCAUUUGCAAUGCGCGUGUGAAUCACUACCCCGCUUGUCCUGACCCAUCCAAAGUGUUUGGAAUACCAAGCCAUACUGAUCCUCAAAUGCUGUCAAUUCUGUAUCAAGACGACGUUGGAGGUUUGCAGGUGCUCAGAAAUGGAAAGUGGAUCGGAAUUCGACCGGAUGAUUCUACAUUAGUGGUCAACCUUGGCGACACCUUCAUGGCAAUUACGAACGGCAUUCUGCACAGCGCAGUGCACCGAGUGGCGCUAAACACUACGAGGUCUCGGUAUUCCACUAUAUAUUUUUACGGGGUUGAUAACGCGGCGCCUCUCAGUGUACCACCUGAGCUCAUCACAGAGGACCGCCCGCUAUUGUACAGACCCUUCACUGUGAAUGAAUACAGAGCAAUCCUCACAGAGCACCAAGUUCCCGAUGACGGCAUAAAGUUCCUUCGCAUCCAACCUGGGGUCACUGCAACAGCCAGGAAGAAAAUGUUCCGCAGGUAGUGUGUAAUUCUGAUCCAGACUGUAACCAUAACUUCCAGAGAAUCUAAUAUCAAAAUGCGAAUGAUCGAUACUCGUAGUCGAUCAAUAUGUAGUUGCCCAUUCCAAAGCACUUGAUUCAUUCAAUUCAGUAUUUUAAACUAAAGUCUAUUAGUAUGGAUUCCUUCUCCUUGAACUAUCCCAUGUAGGAAACAUGAUAUGCAUGUAAUGUAUAGAAAAAUUCAAGGAAAAAACCAAAAGAGAAAAAGGGAUAAAACAGACGCGCACAUAUGCAAUCUGUUUCAUAGCGACAUUGGCUCCAUUGAAUUCCCCAUUGGAAAGAUUUUAAUUUUA